AUGGUUCUCCCUCUCCUCCAAGAUCCACCCCAAUUCUCCCGCCCAUCACCACCUAUUCACACCCUUCCCUAUAAACCUCCCAAAAACCCAUUAAACCAGCAAUGUUUUCAGGAGAACUUCAGGAUAAUAUGCAAUUUCUUGCUUUCCCUUACUCGCUCAGGCUCCCUUCUCAAAGGCCAAGCCUUGCAUUCCCACAUCGUCAAGUCUGGGAUUCAGAUAAUUCCAUUAGUUUCCCACCACUUAAUCAACUUGUAUUCAAAGCUUCAACGCCCAUUUGACUCCCAGUUUGUUUUCGAGGAAGCACCUUUUAAGUCAUCAACCACCUGGAGCUCUAUGAUUUCCACGUUUGCCCAAAAUGAUCUGCCUAUUUUAGCAUUAUCGUACUUCCGGGAAAUGCUUUAUAAUGGGUUUGCUCCAGAUGAGCAUAUUUUGCCUAGCGCUGUUAAGGCUUGUGCGAUCAUGAGUAGGCAUGAUGUUGGGAUGUCAAUGCAUUGUCUUGCAGUGAAAAAUGCAAUGAAUUUGGACGUGUAUGUUGGAAGUUCUUUGGUGGAUAUGUACGCAAAAUGUGCGGAAUUGGGGUAUGCGAGGAAGUUGUUUGACGAAAUGCCUGAGAGAAACAUUGUCUCGUGGAGUGGGAUGAUCUAUGGGUAUGCGCAGAUGGGGGAGGAUAAUGAAGCUUUGGGUCUUUUUAAGAGGGCGUUGGAGGGGGGUUUGAGUUUAAACGACUUUACCUUUUCAAGUGUGAUUCGUGUUUGUGGAAAUUCUACGUUGCUGGAGUUGGGGAGACAAAUGCAUAGCUUGUGUGUGAAGAUGAAUUGUGAUUCUUCGAGUUUUGUGGGAAGUUCUUUGAUAUCUCUGUACUCGAAGUGCGGCGUUGUAGAGAAUGCUUGUCAGGUUUUCAAUGAGGCAGUUGAUAAGAAUUUAGGAAUGUGGAAUUCAAUGUUGAUUGCUUGUGCUCAACAUGGACACACAAAGAAGGUGUUUGAGUUGUUUGGGAGAAUGAAGAGUUGUGGGAUGAAGCCAAAUUUUAUAACCAUUUUGUGUGUGCUUUAUGCGUGCAGUCAUGCGGGGCUAGUCAAAGAAGGUAACUACUAUUUUGGAUUAAUGAAGGAGUAUGGCAUUGAGCCAGGGGAUCAGCAUUAUGCUUCCAUGGUGGACUUGCUUGGGCGAGCUGGGAAAUUGGAGGAGGCUACGAAGCUUAUCAAGGAAAUGCCAAUUCAACCAACAGAAUCUGUAUGGGGAGCUCUACUGACCGGCUGCCGACUUCAUGGUAAUACCGAGUUGGCGGCCUAUGCAGCUGAUAGGAUCCUUGAAUUAGGUUCAGUAAGUUCAGGCUUUAACGUUCUGUUAUCAAAUGCUUAUGCAGCUGUUGGUAGGUAUGAAGAAGCGGCCAAAGCCAGAAAGAUGUUAAGGGAUCGAGGAGUGAAGAAAGAAACUGGUUUAAGUUGGGUUGAGGAAGGAAAUAGGGUCCAUACAUUUGCUGCAGGGGAAAGGCAACAUUUUAAAUCUAAGGAAAUUUAUGAAAAACUUGGGGAACUAGAGAAUGAAAUGGAGCUAGCUGGCUAUGUUAUGGACACCAGUCAAGUGUUGCGAGCAGUUGGCAAUGAAGAGAAGAGUGAAGCAAUUAGGUAUCAUAGUGAAAGAUUAGCUAUUGCAUUUGCACUAAUAACCUUUCCACCUGAAAGGCCAAUUAGAAUUAUGAAGAACUUGCGAGUUUGUGGUGAUUGUCACACAGCUAUUAAGUUUAUGUCGAAGUGCACUGGAAGAUUAAUCAUUGUGAGAGAUAACAAACGGUUCCAUCAUUUUUCGGGUGGGGAAUGUUCCUGUGGUGAUUAUUGGUGA
Coffea eugenioides is the source of this 1842-nucleotide messenger RNA. Its product is annotated as putative pentatricopeptide repeat-containing protein At5g52630. The record is from RefSeq and is a predicted model, not a curated record. The coding region runs from base 1 to 1842 and encodes 613 amino acids. NCBI's taxonomy places the organism in Eukaryota, Viridiplantae, Streptophyta, Magnoliopsida, Gentianales, Rubiaceae. The transcript has a single exon. Gene Ontology annotation, molecular function: protein binding; zinc ion binding; RNA binding. Gene Ontology annotation, biological process: RNA modification.